This is a messenger RNA of Neurospora hispaniola, 513 nucleotides long. RefSeq names its product putative rho GDP dissociation inhibitor G6G8.3. The annotation marks the transcript as partial. The record is from RefSeq and is a predicted model, not a curated record. Gene Ontology annotation, cellular component: cytosol; cytoplasm; membrane. NCBI's taxonomy places the organism in Eukaryota, Fungi, Ascomycota, Sordariomycetes, Sordariales, Sordariaceae. Gene Ontology annotation, molecular function: Rho GDP-dissociation inhibitor activity; protein binding. The transcript is spliced from 2 exons. Gene Ontology annotation, biological process: Rho protein signal transduction.
CUAGACGAGAACGACGAGUCCCUCAAGCGCUACAAGGAGUCCCUCGGCCUCGGCGGCGGCAACGACCUGUCCGACCCCAACGACCCGCGCGUGUGCAUCAUCCACUCGCUCUCCAUGGAGUCUCCCGGCCGGGAGCCCGUCGUGAUCGACCUGUCCACACCCGGGUCGUUGGAGGACCUUAAGAAGAAGCCCUUCACCAUCAAGGAGGGUGCCAAGUUCACCAUGAAGGCCCAAUUCAAGGUGCAGCACGAGAUUUUGAGCGGCUUGCACUACGUCCAGACGGUCAAGCGCGGCAAGAUCAGGAUCCCCGGUGGCAAGACGAGUGAGAUGAUUGGCAGUUAUGCGCCCAACACGGAUAAGAAUCCCAUGUACACCAAGACUUUCGCCGAGGAGGAGGCCCCCACUGGUAUGCUCGCCCGUGGCAACUACAACGCCGUCUCUCGCUUCGUCGACGACGAUGGCAAGACCCAUCUCGAGUUCGAGUGGAGCUUCGAUAUUGCCAAGGACUGGUAA